AUGCUUGAUUUACACAAAGAAAUGACAAUAGAAAGAGGAACAACAGAAAUGGCGCAUUUACCGUUUCCAUCAGCAGAAAGAGAGAUUAUUUCACCCACAAGUGAUUCAUGUUCUUGGAUACUGAGUUCGCUAUGGGAGGAUGCUGCCGGCGGAGAGAUGGUGGAUAGGAUUGAGUACAAUGUGGAACACGCGAAGGAGUUUGUGGAUCGAGCAGUAGCCGAUACGAAAAAAGCCGUUCAAUAUCAGAGCAAGGCUCGAAGGGGUUUUGAUUUAAGUCCAUUUCCGAUUGCUGUG
This is a messenger RNA of Strongylus vulgaris, 294 nucleotides long. The record is from the annotation of a GenBank genome assembly. NCBI's taxonomy places the organism in Eukaryota, Metazoa, Nematoda, Chromadorea, Rhabditida, Strongylidae.